UUUAUAGCCUAGAUCAGACAGCAGAAAUUGAAGAGAGGAGCCACUUGCCCACAUGAUGGCUCCAUUUGAGAAACCACAGCAGCCCAAGUCCUUCAAGCAGAGAAAAAGCUUUGCCACGAGAAAACAGGAGGUCGCGGGGAUCCGAACAAAGUUUCCAACAAAAAUUCCGGUUAUCAUUGAAAGGUAUCAACGGGAGAAGUACUUGCCGCCUCUUGAUAAAACGAAAUUCCUGGUCCCCCAAGAACUUUCCAUGACUCAGUUUGUCACCAUUAUAAGAAAUCGUAUGUCUCUGAUGCAGAGUCAAGCGUUCUACCUGCUUAUCAAUAAUAGUGGCCUGGCCAGCAUGUCUCUUACCAUGGCGCAAGUCUACAAGGACCACAAAGAUGACGAUGGCUUUCUCUACAUGACCUAUGCUUCUCAAGAAAUGUUUGGUAAUUGUGUUUAAGUCCACGAGGAGUCAUUACCAAUUGCUGGAAAUGUUUGAGAAGACAUAAAUUGCAGGAUUGGAUAAUGUGAGGCCUCGGCUUUUGGCAGGCCCAAUAACUGAACUUCGUGUAUAGAUAUAAAAUGCAAUAUAUGGAUAUUUAAUAUUACU
Oncorhynchus masou masou (cherry salmon) is the source of this 595-nucleotide messenger RNA. Its product is annotated as microtubule-associated proteins 1A/1B light chain 3C-like. The coding region runs from base 53 to 445 and encodes 130 amino acids. Gene Ontology annotation, molecular function: ubiquitin protein ligase binding. Lineage: Eukaryota; Metazoa; Chordata; Actinopteri; Salmoniformes; Salmonidae. The transcript has 4 exons. Gene Ontology annotation, biological process: autophagosome assembly; cellular response to nitrogen starvation; macroautophagy. The record is from RefSeq and is a predicted model, not a curated record. Gene Ontology annotation, cellular component: cytosol; autophagosome membrane; autophagosome.